Gambusia affinis (western mosquitofish) is the source of this 5120-nucleotide messenger RNA. It is a transcript of the gene cipca, whose product is annotated as CLOCK-interacting pacemaker a. Bases 153 to 1208 code for a protein of 351 amino acids. Lineage: Eukaryota; Metazoa; Chordata; Actinopteri; Cyprinodontiformes; Poeciliidae. Gene Ontology annotation, biological process: negative regulation of circadian rhythm; negative regulation of DNA-templated transcription. The transcript is spliced from 4 exons. Gene Ontology annotation, cellular component: nucleus. The record is from RefSeq and is a predicted model, not a curated record.
ACCAGUAAGUGGCGGUAAUGCUACUAAAACUUUGUUGCCAACCGUCAGUAGCUCCAACAACAAGAAAAAGCAGCUGCAACUGUAGUUGCACCGUGGAUGUCACUAUCAUCAAAUAUAAGUUUUAAAGAAAACAAAUUAUUGUGAAUUCCAAAAUGAGCAGUUUUAACAAACUAAACACACAAAGACUGCCACCAUUUACGACAGCGCAGAUGAGAAUGUCCAAACAAGACCUGGAAAGAGAUUCAGGCUUCUCAGAUGCCAGCUCAGAGUACCUCAGUGCAGUCGAGGUCACAGACUCGGAAGAUACUGGAAGGAAUGGGUCAAUAAUCGGGCAGGAACCAGCUGGUCAGCAAGUGGCCUUGGUAGGAGGUUCAUAUCCUGGACUGUCCCCAAUGAUCAUUAUGAACAACUUUGUCCUAAAGCAGCCAUCACCAAUGGCUCCACCAGAGAAACAGCGGGGCUUUCCUUCAUCGAUGGAAGUGAUGCCCCAAUCUCAGGUGGUUCUUCUUCAGCCGUUGGUAUCAAAUGGCACAAACUGCUCUCCGAAACCUGGCUCUGAUGGUAUGAGACAAUCAAAAAGCUACACUCCUAUCCUCAAGUCAUACCCCAGAAUUGCCCCCUACCCAGUGGACUCGCCCUUUAAGAAAGUGGAAACAUCAAGGCUGAUUGCAAGCGGAACCACGGGAUAUGAGCAGCGACAGAGGAGAUUCCAUGACCCCCCGAGGCCUGACAUCUCCCCCAGCCCACUGUCAGAUCUGCAAAUGCAAACUCAAGCUGUCUGCAACUUUGAAGCAUCAAGCAACAAAUCUCACGCUGAGAGUCAGGAGCAAGAUUCUGACAAAUUUCUGACCGCAGCAACAGAAACCAGCUCAUUAGUCAACUUCACAUAUGAGGAGCUGAGGAGCAUAUCUGAUGAUGGCAGCAUGCCUGCAGAGAAAUAUCAGGAUCCCAUCUCCAUGCACAGCAACAAACUAAAGCGUUUCAGCAAUACCUACAACAUCCUCAACAAGUCUGGCCUGCUAGGGAUUACGCUGCGCACAAAGCAACUGAUCAAAGAAAACAAGCGCACGCAGGGCCAGCUGCACCUGCUGCAGGAGCAAACAGCUCUGCUGCUCGAAGCGCUGAGCAGCGGGGAUCCGCAGCUCUGGACUAAUCUCCUGACGUCUUUGCAAGACACAGAAAAGGAGCAGUCUGGGGUUAAAAUUUAAAGUGUCCUACCGUAACUUGUUUGUGGACAUAACCAGCAGUUCUGAAUCUGGUUUCAGGAGGAUUAAUAAAGAGGUCAUCAGAUGCUGAAUGUGUCGCAUUGUUGUGACAAACAGCUCAACUUUUACCAUUUUAUCAGGGAGCUGUAGGUGGACAGUGCCUUGCAGAAGUUCACACACUCCUUGAAACUUUUUUUUUAAAUACAUUUUGUCUCUUUACAACAACAAACAUCAACUUGUUAUUGGAAUUUUAUCUUCUAGACCAGGAGUCUGCAGCCUGUGGUUCCAGAGCCCUAACUGGUUCUUCUACAACGGCUCUAAACAACUAUUUUUAAAAAAAAGAUAUAACUGUUUUCCUUCAAUAAUUUAAUUUAAUUUCCACAACAGGAUGAUACUAAAAGUACCAGUCAUUUUUAUUUAGAUCUAUUUUAUGUUGUGCAAAUAUCACAACAUCAAGAAUACAAAAAUGUAGCCAUCACCUUUUUGAAAAGAUUCAUGUUUUUCUUUAUAUUAAAACCUAAAAAUAGAUUAGGAAUAAAAUGAUUGCUCUUUACAAAUUUACUGUUGUAAAUAUUUAUUUAAAAAAUAUCUCUUUAUUCAUUAACCUGUAUGAGUAAAUCUUUGAACUAGCUUUUGCUGCAAUUACAGCUUUGGGGAAUGUUUGAAACAGCUUUGCCUGAAAUGUUUCCCCAUUCCUCUUUGAAAGCAGCUCAGGCUCAGUUAAAUUAGGAAAACACCUGUGAACAUUAGGUGUAAGAUCUUUGCACAGAUUCUCAUUUGCAUUUAGAACUGAACAUCGCCACAUUAUGAUGUUGCUCUGACCACUGCGACUUUGUUCACAACAAUAAAUAUACUUUAGCAGUCUUAUUUUAUCCCUUUUAAUCCUGACCUGCCACUGGGUUUUACUUGUGGAUGUAAAGCUAAAAGGUUUGAAUUCAUAUGCACAUGACGCGUAUCUUAGAAUUGUCUAUUGUUGUUGCCAUCUAGUUAUUUGCCACAAAUGACAAAAUGUUAGAAAGUUGAGGGGAAAUGAAUACUUGUGCUGAGCACAAUGUAGAAACCAGGGAUCCUGAAACAUUUAGCACUGCUGGUUUGACAUGAAUAUGAAGCACAACCUCUGUAAUCAACAGGAGUUUGGAAGCAUGCUUACAUUUCAAACCCUUGCCUUUAACAAAAUAUCUGCCUCUGAUGAUGAGAAAUGGUAUUUGCAGCGGGGAUUUUUGGCUGUCGGUGCCAAAUGCCUAAAAAAACGCAUGCCUUAUAGCAGAUUAGCCAGACGGAUGUCUGAUGUCUGUCAUACAUCUCUAACAAACAGGUCAACAUGCUUUUUUGUUUUUACUAUAACCUUUGAAUUCUUGUUAAAUGCAUGAGCAAAUGCCUUAUGUAUUAAAGUGUGAAUAAUUGGUGAACUGUUGAAUUACACUGGGAGAAAAGAGCUGGGUGAACUGGAUCACUACAAGCUAAAAAGACAGCACAUCAAGUGCUGAAACCAGCUAAAUGUGAUUGUUUUUGGAUAAAUGUGUACAUUUUCUAAAAGCGCGUGGCUUCGUCUUGAAGCCACACGCUUCAAAACGAGGACAGGCAAACAGAUUGUGACUUAUCUAGAUCAGAUUGGAACUUUUCACCUCUUCACCCUGUCUGAAACAAUCUGCAGAGUAUUGCAUUGCAUUGGUGGAUGCGGUAACAGACAGAGGUCACUAAUGUUUUUCAUCAAGGUUUCUGCGUCAAUGCAGUCAUUUCAGGGAUUAUCUGGUUGUUUUAUUUUUCUUUUUGUCCCUGAUAACAGCAAGUCGGUAAAAUGCCUUGUAUGUGGUGCAAGCCUCAGUAACUUCAUUUGCGGGAAAAUGACAUGUAACAUGUAAUCAGUAUUACAUGGGCUACAAUAGUAUUGAUUGUGUCCUGCUUAACUUGCUCAGAAAUAACUUGAGGUACACAGCUGUAUCUGUCUGUUUUACUUGACAGCGACAGAUACUUUGUCCAAGAAAUAGCUUAAGUAGGAAAGCCUCAAAUGGAGUCAUUAUGACUCCAGUUAGUCAUAUAUUUUAGUUAUUCAAAUGACUAAAAGUUGAACAACUUGUAAUAAUGUUUUUCAAGCUUUUAAAUAGACUGUGAUUAAAAGUAAAAAAAAAAAAAGGUACAUAAAACCCACGUUUGAAUGGCAGAUUUAAAAUCUGACAAGGUUUUAAAGUGGUAGAAAAUUCUCAGAAACUUUUAAUGAACAUCGCCACAUCCUGAAUUUAAUGUGAAUUUAAGCGAUAACCUAAUUUAAAAACAUGACAGUUUUCUGUCACAUCAUAUCCAAAUACUAGCAAAAACAUUUGGUUUUACUAUUAACAGAUAACAAAUCUAAUAAAUUUUACAUUUGCAAAGUUUUACAUUUUCAAGCAAAAAUAUCUCAUCAGGUUUCUGUCCAGGUUGUAGAAAUGAUCUGUGCAUGUGAUGGAGGAAUGCAAAAUGCAUGUAGAGGAUGUGGUCGUUAUACCCUUUAAUAAGCAGAAUGUGUGACUGGAAAAGCUUUGAUAUGCGUAGAUCUACUUGUAUGAAAUCUGUUUUUAUUAUUAUUGUCCAAGCUACAUCUGGAAUCUAUGAGCAGCACCAACGUUAAAUAUAUAAAAUUGCUCGUUUCUUUUCAUUUUCCUGCAGGGAAAAUUUCCAACUUUUAAAAAUUCCUGGAAUUUUGUUACUUUAAACACAUAACAAUUUGACAAUUUUAACAAUUUUUUUAUCUUUAAAUAUUGAAGGUUGAGUAUAGUUAGGGAUUCUAAUGGUGAUUGGUUACCAAGAGAUUUUCCCUCAGCAGCUCAUUGAAAACCAAAAUUAAAGUUUCUUUAUUCUUGGAAACUUCUGUAAGUUUGAAAAUGGUGACACUGAUCACCUAUGUUACACAAACUAUUCAGUUACUAAUAAUUUUAAUUCGUGACUGCAUUUAUUUUUCUGAUGCUAAAAUGGUUCAUCAAGUUUCAUCUUUAUUAAGCAUUAGAUAACUUCAUCGGGUUAUUUCCGCCACUAUUUUGGUUCUUUUCCCAUUAUGGUUUAUUUACCAAGAAAAUAUCACUGGAUGUUAGUAAAAGGGUUUUUUUUCUCUUGUUUUAAAUGUAAUAUUUACUGUUUGUAUUAUUUAUUCCUCAUAACUGUGUGACCAAAAAUUUUAACGAAGAGGUGUGAAUAAUAUUAAGAAGUGACAUGGAGAUGUUUGCCUGUUUCAUGGUGAAAUUUACUCCUUUAUCUUUUUUCUUCUUUUUUAAAUAACACUGUUGAUACAGAACAGAAAUGUAGCAAUGAGAGUGCUGUAGCCAUAUGAUUGUUUAGAUUCUAGAUCUUUUGUUGCCAUCUCUAUUCUUUAUGUAAAUGUUUGCUUUAUAAAUCUCGGUAUAAAAGGUUUUCUGGCAAAAACAUGACAGCUUUUAGACUUGCACUUUGCUCCCAGAUUUUUUCGCUUGAGCAUUGUCUAUCGAAGAAAUAAUGUGAAUCUAAAUAUUUAUCUUAAUGCCUGUGCCUUUUUAAGUCUAUUCAUGUUUGUGCUUCAUAUUUCUGAUUACAUUUUCAGCUUAGUUUUGUAAAUCUUUUUAUCGUGGAGGAAAGUUGAAUGUACUCAAAGGACUCCAAAGAUUAUAUUUUUUUGCUAAUUUGGUUGAUCUACUGAGAUGUUACUUUCUGAGUUGCUUUAUAUUGUAAAAACCUUCAUAUUUGAAAUUCUUAGUUGUAAUUCUGUUUAAAUCUUUAAGUAAUCAUUGGUUUUGGCAAGAUAUUGAUCACAUUUAAAGUUAAGAGGAUGGGCAUUUCUUUUUUUUAACUCUGCUGUUUGGUUUUGUGACUUGUGCAUUCUGUCUUUUCUUUGUCAAGUCUUAAACUGUUUGAGAUAAUUUCCUCUUGUUAUUUUUCUAACUAAGGAUCUGUCAUUAGUAAAAGUUAAAA